Messenger RNA from Ostrinia nubilalis (European corn borer), 2320 nucleotides. It is a transcript of the gene unk, whose product is annotated as RING finger protein unkempt. The transcript is spliced from 9 exons. NCBI's taxonomy places the organism in Eukaryota, Metazoa, Arthropoda, Insecta, Lepidoptera, Crambidae. Bases 332 to 2248 code for a protein of 638 amino acids. Gene Ontology annotation, molecular function: metal ion binding. The record is from RefSeq and is a predicted model, not a curated record.
UUUUUGUCUCUUUUAUACCUUAGUGAUUAGUGGUUCUCUAAAAAGAGAUGGACAGAAAACAACUACGUGACAGGUCUGUCAAUGGUGGCGAUUAUUAUUUUUCUUUCGUGUCAUUAGAUUCUGGGAGUCGUGAAAUGAUUAUUUUAAGUUCAAGGUCAUUUUAAUCUAAAAUGUGGCGUGUAUUUACGGGAAUAUUCAACAUUUUCGGGCUCUGUUUACAUUUUUUACCUUUCUAAAAUAUUUUGUAUCACGUGAUCUUAUAUUGAAUUUUAAUUGGUCGACGGUGAGCGUGCCCUGCGCGACGCAAGAGGCGCAAUAAUAGUUUCCCAAAAUGCCGUCUGAAUCAAAACCUUUGUUGGCAGCUCAAACAGAAAAACCAAAUCAUUACAAAUAUCUAAAGGAAUUCCGAGUAGAGCAGUGUCCAUCGUUCCUACAACACAAAUGUACACAACAUAGGCCUUUCACAUGUUUCCAUUGGCAUUUUAAUAAUCAAAGAAGGCGAAGACCUGUUAGAAAAAGAGACGGGACGUUUAAUUAUAGCGCAGAUAAUUAUUGUACCAAAUAUAAUGAGACAUCAGGGAUUUGUGAAGACGGCGACGAAUGCCCGUACCUCCACCGCACAGCGGGCGACACGGAGCGCCGGUACCACCUCCGCUACUACAAGACUUGCAUGUGUGUUCACGACACGGACGCGCGCGGGCUUUGUACGAAAAACGGGGCCCACUGUGCGUUCGCUCACGGGGCCCCCGACCUUCGGCCCGCCGUGCUGGAUAUGAGAGAGUUGCAGGCUUUGGAGAACCCUGACGCGGCUGAUGGAGAUACGGCGGCGCCGAACGCUUUAGAUAGAGAACGGAAUUUAAUGAAUGAAGACCCUAAGUGGCAAGAUACAAAUUAUGUACUAUCAUCAUAUAAAACUGAGCCAUGUAAAAGACCACCUAGGUUAUGUAGACAAGGGUAUGCAUGCCCUCAAUAUCACAAUAGUAAAGAUAAACGCAGAUCGCCUAGGAAAUACAAGUACCGCAGCACGCCGUGCCCGAACGUGAAGCACGGCGAGGAGUGGGGCGAGCCCUCCAACUGCGAGGCCGGCGACGCCUGCGGCUACUGCCACACGCGCACCGAGCAGCAGUUCCACCCAGAGAUCUACAAGUCCACCAAGUGCAACGACGUGCAGCAGGCCGGCUACUGCCCGCGCGGCCUCUUUUGCGCCUUCGCGCACGUCGAGCCUGAAGAUCUGAGCGGCGCCCGCGAGCUCGCCGCACCCCUGGAGUGCGGCACCAACCUCGCGGAUCUGCUGUCGUCCGCGCUGCCGCCCGACAAGAAGCCCGACGCCGCCUCGCCCGCGCCGCCCCACACCAACGGCAGCGCCGAGGCCUCCGAGUGCGCCUCCACCUCCAGCGCCGGCUCCAGCGCCGGCCGCGCGCCCGCGCCGCCCGCGCCCAGCAACAAGCCCGCCGCCGCCGCCGCCGCCUGGCCGCGCGCCGCGCCCUUCGACGCCGCCGUGCUGCACGAGGUCGUCGGCAACGCGCUCGACGACCUGCACCUCGACGACCCGCUCAACCUGGUCGCCGCGCUCGACCGCGACCUGGCCGACGGCGAGCUGCUCGGCGGCUCCGCGCCCGUCAACAUCCCGCAGGCGCGCGCGGCCCUGCGCGGCUUCAGCCCGCCCGCCGCCGGCUCGCCGCUGCCGCCGUUCCUGCGGUACGCGCACGAGCCGGAGCGGCCGUUCGGCUCGCACAUGAAGGCGGGCAGCUUCGGCGCCGGCGGGUACGAGUUCCCCGCGUCGCCGUCGCCGGAGCUGGCGCGGCUGCGCGAGGAGGUGGCGGCGACGCGCGCGGCGGCGGCGCGCUGGGACGAGCGGCUGGCGCAGGCGCGCGGCGCGUGCUCGGCGUGGCAGCGCGAGGCGGACGAGGCGGGGCGCGCGGCGGCGCUGGCGGAGCGGCAGCGGGACGAGGCGCGCGCGGCGGCGGCGGCGCUGCGGCGCGAGCUGGACACGGCGCGCGCGGGCCGGCGCGAGCUCCGCGGGCUGCCGCUGGCGGCGCUGAAGGCGCUGCAGGCGGCGGCGCGCGCCGAGCUCGAGGAGAUCGAGAAGGCGCUGUACCUGGAGACGGCCACCAAGUGCAUGCGCUGCGAGGAGCAGCCGCGCGCCGUGACGCUGGCGCCCUGCAACCACUACGUGCUGUGCGACGCGUGCGCCGCCACGGCCGCCGAGUGCCCGUACUGCCAGACGCCGGUCGCGCACCACCAGUAGGCGCCGGUCGCGCACCACCAGUAGGCGCCGGUCGCGCACCACCAGUAGGCGCCGGUCGCGCACCACCAGUAG